AUGAGGACCUCAGAAUCGUCGCAUCAAGGCCUGGUUCAUGGCGUUUAUGGGGAUGCUUCCCUUUUUGCCAAUCUUCCCAUGGACAACUUGGACCUGUUGAUAGCCUUGCUGAAGAACGACUUGAACGCCUUGGCCAAAUGCGCCAGCACGUGCCGCUUCUGGAAGGCUGAAAUGCAGGAUGCACUAUUUCGCGCUUGGCAUUGCCGUGCUUGCAAAACAAAGCUGCUGCAUCGCCGAGCUGUGCGUCGCUUUAAUGAAGCUUGCUUUCAGGAUGGUCCAGCCCUGGUGUGCGAAGUAAACGAUGAGGGCAUGGGCUUAAGUGGAGCGGAGACGAUGAAGAGCUUCGAUGGUUCUGGUGCCUUUGAGGCCUUUCGAUUCACACGGAGCCGAAAGAAAGAAAAUCCAAUCUGCUUGGAACAGGUCUUGGCACAGUUCCCAGGGCACGACAGAAUUCGUCAGUCGCAUUUCAUCUACUGCAGGGCGUGCCAACGAUUUCUGGGAUGUCGUUUGCAGAUGACAAGAGAACCAUUUGAAACUCCACUAGGUUUGGACAUUCUACUCUUGUGUUUUCCAUACCUUCUUGAACUUGACGCAGAAGGUAUACCUGUGAGGAAGCUCGAGCAUGAAACCAUUUUCCACUGCUCCGGACGUUUGAGCAACGGAGUGUGUGGUGCCAGUCUCUUUAGGCAAGAUUCAGUGCUUUCAGAACGACACGCAUGGAGAAAGCCCGAAUCGAGGAGAGUAGAGCCGGCAUGGUACAUCAACAAUUUUUUCAUUGAAGCUGUCAAUGUCGGACGUCCUUCCUGUAGUCAUCUUGCACAAGGUGUGAUGGAAACAGCUACUGUGUGGUGUUCCAAGUGCGAGGCUACUGUUGGCUGGAAAUUUGUGAAAGAUCUAUGCUCAAAGAAGCCAAAUGUUCACUACGUCCAUCGGUUUGGUGUAUGUGAGUCUUCUGUCUUGGAGCUUGCAGCAGGAAAUGCGUCAGGGGACACUGUGGACACUGACGAACAAUCACUGGCACUUGACAUGGAAGAAGAAAAUGAAGAAAAUGAAGAAAAUGAAGAAGAUGAAGAAGAUGAAGAUUCCGAAGAGGAUGAAAGCAGUGAGGAUUUGUCUCCGGAUGGCCUCAAAGAUGACGCCAGUCAGGAAGUUUACUUGGAGGUCUUUCUGGCAGGUGAGCAAAGCACAGGUCUUUUGACAGCUGCUGGAGCUGCCUUGACAUCACCUGCGGCCUUGACGCCAGUCGGCCAGGAGUGGUUCGUGACCAUUGAUGCGAGCAGUUUGACGGCUGGAAAGUAUUACCUUCUUUGUCAGCUGCCUCAGGAUGUGCAGCUUAUAGGUGUGGAUUUGUUUGGAGUCCAGCUUAGCUUGCAAUCUUGCAAUCCCAUGGCAGAAAGCAUUGCCCCUCCUGGCUGCACGGGCUUCAUGGUUUUCGCGUCCAGCUUGAGUGCGAGCACGCAGACAGUGGGGUUUGCAGGAAGCCAGCUGGUUACGUUUUCUUGCGCUUCUGGCUGCAUGUCCAGCUCCUCCGUGUAUUUGGCCCGAGAUUGCUCGACAGGCUAUGGAGGUCCCACGACGAUGCCAACUCCCAUGGUUGCAACGCAUGGCAAUCUUUGGACUGCUCUGCAGCAGGCUGAUGCGCUGAUCAGCGGCUUUCGCUAUCAGAUGUGUGUAGACAUGGACGGCUCUGGAAUUUUGCCAACUGGGCCCUCAGGGGUGGUGGUCUACGUGUCGGGGGUCUCUCGUAUAUUUCCAAGCUACGUGACCGAUGACGGUGAACAACAAGUGGUUUUGGAGUGCGGCGAGGAGAUGCCUUGCAGGGCUUCUCGAGCACGACUUGUACGUGACUCCUGCAGCUCAAAUACUAGUGAUGCAACAGAGUGGCGCUCCAUUUCUGCAGGUGUCAAUGGCAGCAUUUUGAACGUUUUGACAGAUGCUUUGGUGGCCGGUGCUCAUUAUGUCUUGUGCACCGAAAUGGAAGCUCCCAGUGAAAGCUUUUUGGCUAACGAAACCCUGGAUGUGGGCGAUUCGGGCUUCACUUUGUACGUGUCGCCUGUGCAGGGUUUCGAGCCAAUGAUUCUGCUUCCAAGCCAGCAGCAGGUCUUGACUUUGAAUUGCACAAGCUCUGCGAACUGCACCUCCAAGACCCAAGGCUUCUUGAGUCAAAGCUGUGGAUCUGGUGGACUGCUGGCUCCGAUGAUCAAUGAGAUGGCGGAUCGCACAUCAGCUGCUACGCUGGAAGUUGAAAACGAGAUGGCCCAAUGGCGCCUGACAUUGGACACGUCCCAGCUCAUUCCAGGACGGCAUUACAAACUCUGCGUGGACAUGGAUGGCGCUGAGAAUUCUUUCCAGCCAGGACAGUCUUCACCUAUCCAGGUGUUCAUCUCUCCAGUCUUACCCGCAGAUGUCCAAACCGUGAAGACCAUCCAGGAUCAAAGCAUCAGCAUGCAGUGUGUCAAUGGGGCAGCCUGCUCCACUACCUCUGUGUGGUACCUGACAACCGGGUCAUGUGGAGAACCAGCGGAUGCUUCGCUGCAGCCGCAGCCCAUGUCCCCAGUCCAGGCGGUUGGGCGUUUGGCUUUCGGUGGCCAGGCAGGGCAUUGGAUGGCCCAGCUCGACGGUCGACAGCUUCAAGCAGGAGUCCACUAUCGGUUAUGUCUCGAUCUUGACAGUGCUGGUGCACUUUGGGCUGGAGAUACGGGUCUCGAGGUCUACGCUUCCGGCAUCCUAUCCUUGGCGCCUGCGCAGAUUCUGAUCUCUGCCACAGAGAGGGUGAACUUGACGUGUGUGGCUGGUGGAUGCCUGUCUGGGGCGGUGCUUUGGCUGGCCAGUGGAUGUGAGACUCCUUUGACAUCGCUGGAGUCGUUGGUGAGCAUCCAAGCAACAGAGGCGGCAGUGGUUUUUGACACCACGUCGGUUCAAGCGGGACAGUGGCUGGAGCUAUGCAGUGAUCUGGAUGGGCAAGGAAGUUUGCGACAUGGUAGCACAGGGCUGUAUGUCUACAUUUCAGGCGUCCUCGCUGUGAACGAUCCCUGGAUACAAACAUGGGUCGGCCGCCUCACCCUACUUUGUGCCACAUCUGCGUGCAGCUCCGCAGCAGAGGCCUUCUUGGCCCUUGAUUGUGCAAGCCGACCAGGGCAGGUCAUACAGACUCCGGCAGCUCAGCUUCAAGAUCUGCCAGACUUGUACGAGGAUGAAGAGAUAAGCAGUGCGGCUGAGAGAAAAGAGGUAGUUCUCAAUUUGCAGAAUCUGGUUCCUGGAGUUCAUUACAGGCUUUGUACAGACUUGGACGGAUCAGGUCCCAUGACGACUUUCUAUUCCGGUUUCGAUGUCUACGUCACAAGUCUUCGUCAAGCUACCCCGGACUUGGUGGUGAAGGGCAAGGUCCAGCAAUCAGUCCUUCUCGAAUGCGAUCCCAGCGGUUGUCCUCCAAACACGGCGGAGGCAUUUGCGGCUGACAAUUGCAGCACCAACAUCCCUCCAAACGGCGCAAGGCUGAUGCAACCUUCAAGUGGAACGCUGCAAAGGAUUGCCACAGUCGAUGCUAGCACCUUGAGCUCUAGGUGGUACAAUCUUUGUAUAGACGUGGAUGGCCAGGCAUCUUCUGGACUUCAAGCUGGGGCGGUAGGCAACCUCUUCGUGAGCCCUAUCAGCCAGAUCUUUCCACUCACUCUGGGGGUGGCCGGAAAACACCCAGUGGAGAUUGAAUGCAGCACGUGCACGGAAGAGACGCAAGUGUUCCUGUCGUUGACGUGCUCGCUGCAAAAUGCCUCCAACGUCACAGCAUUGUUGCCACCAGUACAGUCCAACUCAUGGACUGCAAUGUUGACCACAUACCACACGGAACCUGGUUUGUUCUAUCAGCUGUGCGUCGUGGUGGAGAAUGUGACAGGGCCAUCAGGUGAAGCCGUUUUCGUGGCCCCGGACGUGAGCUUGCAACAGGAAGCCAUUCUCCGGAAUCAGAUGCAGCUCAUCAGUCUUGACUGCAAGCAGGGCUGCGCAUCUCUAACACAUGUGACCUUGGCCACAGAGUGCUCCCGAUGGGACACCAUGCAGCAGGUGCCCGUUCUUUCCAGCAAUGUCAUUUCUUCUCCUACGGCGCUUGCAAUAAGCAGUGGAGGUGUCCUCCUAGCCAGCUUGGACGCAUCCACAAUGCCUGCUGGGCAAAUCCUUACCUUGUGCCUUGGGAACCAGGACAGGGCGAUGGGAGACAGUGGCCUGUCCUUAUUCGUGUCGCCAAUCUCUGCAACCUCUACAUCCGUGAUUUUCAGUGCUCCUUCCCAAUCUCUGCAAUUAAACUGCACAGGCUGCAGCACCCUCUCAGAGGUCUACCUGGCACUGAACUGCAGCGUAAAUGCCUCCAGUGCGGCAAACAGGACAGCUGCAGCUCCUCUCACUGCCUCUGGAGGCGGAUACCAAUGGGCUGCUCAGUUGGAUGCUACUCACCUGGAGCCUGGCAUCCACUACGAGAUUUGCAUUGAUUUGGAUGGUGAAGAGCUCACAGACUUCCCCAGCGGGAAAGCUAUGUGGCAAGUCUAUGCAUCAGCAUUUUCCUCUCCUGGGCACUUCUCACUGCCACUGUCACCCAGUUCGCAGUUGAAGGUGCCCUGCCUUGGUUGCUCCUCAGCACAAGGCUUCUUGGCAGACAGCUGCCCUUCGAGGAAUCUACAGCCAGAGGAUGCCAUGAACUAUUCGAAUGCAUCCAGGUUUAGUGAUGCAUGUCUUGGUGGCUCCGAAGCUGCAACUGAUGCGACAUCUUUCGUGACCUCCGGGGAGGAGUUUGUUCUUCAACUGGACACCUGUUCACUGGCUCCAGGGUCGCAUUUGCCCCUGUGCACCGACAUGGAUGGCUUCAGCUCAAGGCUUGAAAUCGGAGACUCCGGUAUUGAAGUCUAUGUUAGUCCAUUGACAUCAACGGUGGGACCAUCAAGGCUGGUCAAGGGGCAGAGCUCGGUUCUUACCGUGGCUUGCACAGGCUGUAUUAGUGGUCUUUCAACAGCCCAGCUGGCCAUAGCAUGCGACGAGUCACCGAAUGCUGUGCCUCUUGCUAUCUCGCCCAACAGCACCAGCGCGGUUCAGCUGCAAGAAGGUUCGCAAGGUUUCACAGCCAGCUUUGACACCCGCGGCUUGGGGAGCGGCCGUCAAUAUCGGGUAUGCUUGGACUUAGAUGGUGCUGGAACGCAAUACCGAGCUGGUGACUCCGGGAUCUCUAUGUACCUGACGGCUAUUGCAUCAAUCAGCUUCGAUGAAAGAGAAGAGUCUGAACCUUCACAGUUUGGUCGGAGACUGGCAUCAGUGGCAGCUGGUAGAGUUCUUGAGCUGGUCAUGUUGUGCUUGCCUGGUGGUGGUGGCUGUGGCACUGAGUCAGAGGGCUUUUUGUCGCUCAUGGGCGAAUGCACGCCGAUCUCCCCAGCACAGCAGCUGCAGAAACUCCCAUCCUUCUAUGGUUUGGCUUACGAACGCUUCGGCUUGAAUUUGAGCACUGCAGCGUUGCCAGCAGGUUAUACCUAUCAGAUUUGUGUUGAUGCAGACGGGCCUGGAAUUAUUUUUCCAGCUGGUGAGACAGGAUACACCAUCUACAUUUCUCCCGUACGGAUGGCAGUCUCCUGGGGCUCAGUGCUGCGGCUGGUCUGCGAACCUGGUGGUUGCGGCUCCAGUACGUCGGGCUUUUUGGCAGCAGACUGCACAGAUUCGACAAAGCCGAUGGGUGCGAUGGGCCCCAUGUACGGAGUUGCUGGCCGUCCAAAGCCAUGGCCAGAAAUUCUCUACCUUACCAACGAGAGUGCCAUGGUCACGGCGGAGCACUGGGAGUCGUCCAUCGAUGCACCACCAGGGCACCCGAUGAGACUUUGCCUUGAUGUGGAUGGCAGUGGGCCUAUGCCUGUAGGCGAUGCACGAGGCAUCUACACAUCCUCCGUACAGGAGCUUUUCACUCAUGGAGUGCCGCAGGGUUUGGAUGAAGUUAUCACUUUGGCUUGCCACGCUACUGGAAGCUGUUCAGAAAUGACGCAGGCUUAUCUGGCCAAAAGCUGCGACAUCCACGACUUGGAUGCAGGAACCAUUGAGGUCCUGGGCGAACAGACAGCUUGCAGUUUCCUGGUGCCAGACAACUCUUCUGAGGCGGCAAACGAAACUGAAGUCUUUUCUGUACAUUUACGGACAGAUGGAUUUGCAGCGGGAUGGCACUACAGGCUCUGCAUGGAUCUUGAUGGUUCGGCACUGACAAUGCCAAUGGGCGACACACUCCACCAGGUGUAUCUGAGCCCGGUGAGAGAGGUUGAACUCAUGAAGUCAGCUGGGUAUGUCCAGCUCCGUUUCAACUGCUCUGAAUGCUCGCAGCUGUCUGAGGGCUUCCUGGCGCUGGACUGUUACGAAGGAGCUCUGGCGCUUCAACCUGUGAACGGAAACGUGAGCGAGGACCGUGGUUGAUCCGGCCAACUUCACAGGGGCAAGAUAUACAGGGUCCAGUGCUUUCACCUUGGACGCCUUGAGCGGGAACUGGACACUGGGAAUCUCUACCCAAACCUUGCAAGGAGGAGUUAGGUACAGGUUUUGCAUGGACUUGGAUGGCACGGAGCGGCAGUACUUGGUUGGAGACACAGGUCUUACUAUCUUCAUUAGCCCCGUCACAGAUGUGCGACCGGCUGUCGUGGCUGCCAGCAAUUCUUCCCUAACACUCCUUUGCCAAAGAGGAGGAUGCAGCUUCUUAUUGCACUCCUACCUUGCACGAGACUGCCAAGCUCCGCCCUCUCCAAGCCAAUGUAGCUAUGUGCAAGAGGACGUUGACGAGAUCAACGAAUCCAACGACACCAACGUGACGAAUGAGUCCAAUGUGACACAGCUCGUUGAUCCCCAACUGGGUCCUCCCAUCCAGGUUGAGUCGAGUCCAUUGAGCGUCAUCAACGCUCUUGGAAGCGCUGAAUUCCGUGCCGAUUUGGACUUGACAUGUACAAAGCCAGGGCGAUAUCGUUUGUGCAUCGUAGGCCAAGAAGAGACGAUGUUUGGCGCUGCUACACACAUCGAGGAUUCUGGUUUCUACAUCGAUGUCGCUUGAGACCGCACUGUGCGGGAAGGCCCUUGGCCAGAUCUUCUUUAGCUAUACUAUAGCUUCCUGUAGUUUUCUGUGAGGAGAUACUUGCGAUGGAUCUGGGCUGGCGCUGGCCCUUCCGUC
Molecule: messenger RNA, 7171 nt
Organism: Cladocopium goreaui
Lineage: Eukaryota; Dinophyceae; Suessiales; Symbiodiniaceae
Source: the annotation of a GenBank genome assembly